AACGUUUUAACAAAUAUGUGUAUUUCACUACCUUUUGCAGGAACUCACCAAUGGACCGCGCACAGAUGGAUGAACAACAAUCGGCAAACAAUGCUAGUGGGUCCAACAGAGAUCUCAUGCCCAUGUUGGAAAUGAUGUCUCAGUAUCAAAUGAGUAAUCUGGAGGUUCUAAAUGAACGUCAUGAAGAUGAACUAAGCACCAUUGCUCAAGUCUUUAUAGAGAUGCUGAAAAUCCGGCAAUUUUUAGAAUUGAAGUGGGUGUUAUCAUCAGAUGCGCAUAUGGUGAGUAAACUGCUCAUGAAAUGGAAUCGCUGUGACCCUACAUGUUAUUCAGAUGUCAUUUUGAUUUGCAGUUAACUGAUAGUCACAUGUCCCCAAAACACUGUCUUGUCUUGUUUACUCCCAACCAGUACUUACAACAUGAUAUGUGACAUACCAAUUUACAUAACCAUUGAUGACUGAAACAAUAAGCAUAUAAAGCAAACAAAGAAAUUAAAGAACUUUUCUUCAAUUUCAUAAUGCACUACAUCUAUGCCAUACUUUUUUCUUCUGAAAAAGGAUUUACAUUUACUGGUAAUAAAAUGCCUUUUUUUUUUCUUAACAGGUUCCUAAGGAACUGUAAGCAAUGUAUAAAGUAUAAAAAGAUGAUAAAAAGUUGGUUUCUAAAGUAUAGCAGAAAGAAGGGAUUAAUUUGUGUUUUGUAAUGAACAAACUCAAGAAGAAAGUAUUCACUGAGAAACAUAUAAUAUUUUAUUAUAUAAAACAGUCUAGUGCACUCUUUUAUUAACUACUGACUGGCAGAAUUGAGACUAUUGUUCUCUUAUGGAAUUGUGUGUAUACGAAUACAUAUCCAUGUACACAUGCAUGUACGUACCCUUUAUACAAGAGUAAGAAGUGGCUGUAUUUUUAUAUCCGUUAGUAUAUAUUUUAAUUAGUACAUAUACAUUAUUUUGCAUUUUUGAAAAAGCAAUUUUAAAAACAAGUUAUAUUAAAUACUGUAAGUGACAUAUCUAACUUCAACGGGGAUAUCCCAUAUGUGGAUUACUUCAAUUUUCAGCUACAUGUAUUUGUAAACAUGUAUACAAUACCUUGAAU
This is a messenger RNA of Orbicella faveolata, 1094 nucleotides long. RefSeq lists its product as uncharacterized. Lineage: Eukaryota; Metazoa; Cnidaria; Anthozoa; Scleractinia; Merulinidae. The record is from RefSeq and is a predicted model, not a curated record.